AUGUCACGCCUCAUCUCCUCCGUCUUCUUCCUGCGACGCGACCCACGUCUUCUCAAAUUGCCGCCAUAUCUAUCGCUUCUCUGCAUCAUUGCUGGAAUUGCUUGGCUGUUCCUCCUGCCCUUGAACGACUACUCCCGAAGAACUUACAUCUCCGAGAACGCGCUUCUUCCGGGACAGGUGCAUACCUACUUCGGCGGCAGCGACCAGAACGUUUUCCGUGCAUACAAACAUGAGGUCCAUGCGUUGAUCGGCAAGAACAACUCCGAGAUAAACGACCAUCUAGAGAACCACUUCAAAAGCAUCGGCCUCAAGGUUGGGCGGCAGAAUUUCACCUACGCAUCGUCCGGCCAAACCUAUACAGGGGAGAACAUCUACGCCAUCCUGCAGGCGCCGCGCGGGGACGCCACCGAAGCAAUCGUUCUUGUGGCCGCCUGGGAGAACGACAAAGGCGAGCUGAACAGACACGGGGUUCCCCUCGCGCUGACCCUUGCGCGGUACUUUAAGCGCUGGUCCCUGUGGUCCAAGGAUAUCAUCAUCGUCAUACCUCCCGACAGCAAGACGGGUAUCCAGGCUUGGGUGGACGCCUACCAUGACGCGCAUGAUGCGUCCCGUGUGAGCUCCCUACCUGUGAAAUCAGGCGCCUUGCAAGGAGCUAUCGCCAUCGACUACACCCAGGAACACCGCUUUCGGUCGAUCCACGUUGUGUACGAUGGCAUCAAUGGGCAGUUACCCAACCUGGACUUGAUCAACUCCAUUGUGAGCAUAUCCGGCGGCCAGAUGGGCAUCCCCUGCGCCAUUCAGGAGAUGCGGAAACACACGGACAAGUAUGAGGAUCGCCUACGUACCAUGCUGCGGGGUAUGCUGAACCAGGGCUUGGGCUACGCCUCGGGGCCUCACAGCAGCUUCAUUCCCUAUCAUGUCGAUGCGGUCACACUGCAGCCGUUUGGAGAGGGAUGGCAAGAUGAAAUGGCCAUGGGUCGCGUCGUGGAAGGCUCCUUUCGCAGCUUGAACAACCUUCUCGAGCACCUACAUCAGAGUUUCUUCUUUUACCUGCUCAUGAACAAAGACCGCUUUGUGAGCAUAGGCACCUACCUGCCCAGUGCCAUGGUGCUUGCCGCGAACUUCACCAUCAUGGCCAUUUUCUUCUGGGUCAAGAGCGGUUCGCCGGCACCUCAGGACGGGCCGGACUCAAAAUCAUCUCCUACUACGACCCCCGCCGAGCGCCACCUUUUCCUCCCUCUAGUCCUGGUGGCCAUGUGCCAGUUCCUUGGCGCGAUUCCUCUCUUUGUGUUUAACCAUUUGACAGCAACGAUGCUCUCACCGGCGUUCGUGGUUGUCGCGGCCCUGAACUGCGCCUUGCCCUUUCUUAUUUCGCAUAUUCUGGCUUCUUACAAGCCGUCGGUCCAACCAUUUCAGCUCAUCAAGUGCUUCAGCCUUCUACUGUUGGGGAUGUUUCUCUCUGCCCUCGCGACCCUCAACUUUUCGCUCUCCUUCCUCGUGGGGCUGCUCGCUGCUCCCCUAACCUUUAUGCAGCCUUGCAGCAACCCGGUUAUGGGUCACACCUUGUUUGGAGUCCUUCAGCUCAUCUCUCCAACCACUGUUCUCUACUCGGCGUCGGCAUACUUCCAUAUUGAUAUCGGCUCGGUUCUCAAGGAGGCUGCUUUCGGCUGGAACAUUUGGGGCAUGUAUACUCCUAUGGUGUUAUGGUGCGUGUGGUGGCCUGCAUGGCUGUUGAGUUCCGUCCUGGUGCUUGGACGACCAGUGCAAUAAUCAUUUGAUUCCUACAGUCCUGAGGUAGUAUUGGUAAUUAUCACAUCGGCAUACCGC
Messenger RNA from Sodiomyces alkalinus F11, 1827 nucleotides. RefSeq names its product GPI transamidase component GAA1. The transcript has 3 exons. Gene Ontology annotation, cellular component: GPI-anchor transamidase complex; membrane. The coding region runs from base 1 to 1770 and encodes 589 amino acids. Lineage: Eukaryota; Fungi; Ascomycota; Sordariomycetes; Glomerellales; Plectosphaerellaceae. The record is from RefSeq and is a predicted model, not a curated record. Gene Ontology annotation, biological process: attachment of GPI anchor to protein.